Molecule: messenger RNA, 7074 nt
Organism: Girardinichthys multiradiatus
Lineage: Eukaryota; Metazoa; Chordata; Actinopteri; Cyprinodontiformes; Goodeidae
Gene: sorcs3a
Product: sortilin related VPS10 domain containing receptor 3
Exons: 27
Coding region: 113-3703 (1196 amino acids)
Cellular component (GO): membrane
Molecular function (GO): protein binding
Source: RefSeq, a predicted model, not a curated record
GAUCCAGGCGGACAGCCGAGGCGUCACUUUCUGCAUAGCGACCUAAGUGAGCGUAGUUAAGGUGUCGGAUAAUCAGGUCUCCAGUCGUCCUUCACCCGGAUCUCUGUUAGCGAUGGAGACUUGGGCCGGCUCCCGCCGAGGUUCGCGCAUCUCGCUGGGUAUCUGGUUGAUGAUCGCCGCUCAUGCCCUCCAACACGCCAGGGCGGAGAUAAGUUGCGGAUCUUGCCCAUCGCCUGUUCAACUUCGCCGGGAAGAGCUGCAGCUGAGGCCAGGGGUGCGCUCCGACCCCGCAGAGGAGAUGGUUGAGGUCAGGGAACCCGGGGUUACUGAUCAGGAAUCUGGGAUGCUUGGUAUUUCUGGCCCUGAUUUUAGUUUGGAUGAAGGCAAAACAGCCCGUUCUGAGUUUGGGGUGGCUGAGGAUGCUGCGCUCGGGAGAGCCAAGAGAAGCACUACAGACUUUAACGAGUUCAGCGACAGCGAUUGGGCCGGCCGGACCGCGCAGCUGGAGAGCCAGAAAUCCAGCAGCUCGGAAUUCGGGUGGAACAGAGAGGAUGGGAGAGGGAAUACCAGGCAGGAUGAGUCCAGGCUAAGCAGCAGCACAUUCGCUCUCACCGGGGACUCUGCGCACAACCACGCCGUGGUCUACUGGACCGGACAAAACAGCAGCGUCAUCCUUAUUCUUACCAAACUGUACGACUUUCACAUCAGCAGCGUCACUGAGAGCACUCUUUGGAGAUCCACUGACUACGGAUCAACAUACGAGAGAAUGAGUGACAAAAUUGGAUCCAAGGCUGUCCUCAGUUACCUUUAUGUGUGCCCAUCCAAUAAGAGGAAGAUUAUGGUGCUGACUGAUCCAGAGUUUGAGAGCAGUGUGCUCAUCAGCACUGAUGAGGGAUCCAGUUACCAGAAGUACCGCCUCUCCUUCUUCGUCCUAAGCCUGUUAUUUCACCCCACCGAGGAGGACUGGGCAUUGGCCUACAGCCACGACCAGAAGUUGUACAGCUCAGUUGACUUCGGGAGGAAAUGGAUGCUCAUCCACGAACACGUCACCCCAAACAGAUUCUACUGGUCUGUUUCCGGCCUGGACAAAGAGCCAGACCUGGUCCACAUGGAGGCUCAUACACCAGAUGGAAAUGUCCAGUACGUCACAUGCAGAGCUCAGAUGUGCUCCGAAGCCAACAGGAAUUAUCCAUUCCGUGGAUACAUCGACAUCAGCUCCCUAGUGGUUCAAGAUGACUAUAUCUUCAUACAGGUUCCCACAUCUGGACGAGCAACUUAUUAUGUCUCCUACAAGAGAGAAGCCUUCAUACAAAUCAAACUGCCCAAGUAUUCCCUGCCGAAGGAUUUACACAUCGUCAGUACUGACGGGAAGCAGGUGUUUGCAGCAGUGCAGGAGUGGAACCAGAAUGACACCUACAACCUCUACCUGUCUGACACUAGAGGGAUCUACUUUACCUUGGCCAUGGAAAAUGUUAAGACAACAAGAGGCAUCGCUGGGAACCAGAUGUUGGACCUUUAUGAGGUGGCUGGAAUCAAAGGAAUGCUCAUUGCAAACAAGAAGCAAGACAACCAGGUGAAGACCUACAUUACCUACAAUAAAGGUCGGGACUGGAGGCUCCUUCAGGCACCUGCUGCAGACCUGGAUGGGAACGACAUCCAUUGCAUCCUGCCUUUUUGUUCCCUGCAUCUCCAACUUCAAAUGUCAGAGAACCCUUACGUGUCAGGGACGAUCUCCACCAAGAGUUCUGCUCCGGGCAUCAUUGUUGCCACAGGAAAUAUUGGAGCAGAGCUGUCUUACAACAACGUUGGCAUGUUCGUAUCAUCGGAUGCAGGCAAUAGCUGGAGACCGAUCUUUGAAGAAGAACACAAUAUCUGGUUUCUGGACAAAGGAGGAGCCCUUAUUGCGGUGAAACAGCCAUCUGUGCCAACAAGACAUCUGUGGGUUAGCUUUGAUGAAGGGAGGCAGUGGACUCAACACAGCUUCUCCUUGGUGCCGCUGUUUGUGGACGGAGUACUGGUCAAGGCUGGCGCUGAGAACCAAAUCAUGACCUUUUUUGGACAUUUCAGCCACCGCUCUGAGUGGCAACUCAUCAAGAUAGACUACAAGUCCAUCUUCAGCAGGAAGUGCACUGAGGAAGACUACCAAACAUGGCAUCUACACAACCAGGGCGAGCCAUGUGUAAUGGGUCAGAAGCAGAUUUACAUGAAACGCCGGCCUGGAAACUACUGCAUGCUGGGAAAGGACUACUCCAGAAUCCUCUCAGCUGAAUCCUGUAUUUGCCGAGCUCAUGACUUUGAAUGUGAUUAUGGAUAUGAGCGGCGGAACGACGGGAACUGCAGGCCGGCCUUCUGGUUUAAUCCUUCCUCUGUGUCCAGAAGCUGCAACCAGGGUCAAAACUACUUCAACAGUACAGGGUACCGUAAAGUGGUGUUGAACAACUGCACUAAGGGAGUUAAAGAGAUGUACACGGCCAGGAAGCAGCAGUGCCCCAACAGGUCCCCUAAGGGACUCACCCUGACCACCAAAGACAGCAAACUCACGGCCAACAUGGGAAGUAACGUCACCUUCAUCGUGCACCUGAAUGAGGGAGACUCUUUGAGGACCAACAUCCAGCUGGAUUUCGGCGAUGGGACAGCAGUCUCCUUUUCCAACCUGAGCUGGACCGAGGAGGGGAUCAAACAUGUUUACAAGUCAGCCGGAAUAUUUCGAGUUACAGCACUGGCAGAGAACACGCUUGGUUCAGACACCACUGCAUUGUACCUUCAUGUUACAUGUCCAGUGGAGCACGUCCAGCUUCUUGCUCCAUUUGUGGUUAUCAGAAACAAGGAGGUUAACAUCACAGCUGUGGUUCUACCCAGCCAAUCACGCACUGUCACCUACUUCUGGUGGCAUGGUAACAACACAGAGCCGGUGAUAACUUUGGAUGGAAGUAUCUCAUACACCUUCAGGAGUGAGGGAAUGCACACCAUCACAGUUCAAGUAGCAGCAGCUAACACUAUCCUGCAGGACACCAAGACCAUAGCAGUCAAAGAAUUCUUCAAAUCUCUGCUUUUAUCUUUCUCCCCGAACUUGGACGAGUUCAACCCUGACAUACCCGAGUGGAGGCAGGAUGUGGGGAGAGUAAUUAAGAAGGCUCUGCUACAAGUUUCUGACUUCCCAGAGGAGCAGCUCUUGGUCGCUGUUUUCCCAGGAGUUCCAACAGCUGCAGAGCUCUUUCUGUUACCCAACAAGAACCAAUCAGAGGGGAAGAAAAAGAGUGAGGAAGAGCUAGAGAAGGCGUCUAGCAUCAUUGUGAGCGCACUGAACCAAAACCUUGUGGAGUUUGAGCUUAAACCUGGAGUCAGAGUCAUCGUCUACAACACACAGUUAACGCUGGCCCCGCUGGUGGACUCCAGCCCCAGACACAGCAGCUCAGCAAUGCUCAUGCUCCUCUCUGUGGUGUUCCUGGGCCUGGCUGUGUUCCUGAUCUACAAAUUUAAGAGAAAAAUACCUUGGAUCAACAUAUACGCUGAGGUGAACCAGGAGAAGGAGCAGGAGAUGAUUGGCUCGGUCGGUCAAGGUGACAACACGCCGAAAAUUACUCUGAGCGAGUUCACAGCAUCCAAAGAGCUCAUGGAGAAGGAGCUGGAUGCCCGGGUCAAGAGGGGAGUCGGAAACGUCUGUGAGAGCACAAGGGAGAUUCCAAACUGUACCAGCGUGUAAAAGGGGGAAUUUGUGUACAGAGCAAGAUAUCAGUGUCCGGGGUUCUUCUCUAUUUCUGUUUUGUAAUUAUAAACAUGACUGAUGUUAAUAGUUUUUUCUAAAAAGCCUCAUUUAUACAGACUUGGAUGUUGCAUGGAUGUCUCGUUCGGCAACAUCCAAUGCAGCGAUGGGAUCUCUGAGACUUUUGGGUUUUGUGGAUGUAAACGCUGCAUUCAUUUGCUGAGGGAAAUAACUUUCGUCAAUGAGUUCUGUAUGUUUCCUGAGAAGUGUGCUUUGAAAAUCAUUUCUGCCUAAAUGUAGACUAUAAUGUCUAAGUCUUCAAACAAACAGGGAAUAUUACUGAAAUGUAUAUUAUUAUAUUUUGUUCUGUUACAUGUAAAUAUUCCUCCUUUCUAAAUGCUCGUAGUCUCAUGACGACGGCGUCACAUCUGAUGACGGUGUGUUAUUGAAAGUGUGUUUUAAAAAGUGAGACAUUACCUAAAAUGAAACAUUUUGCUUUGCUGACGUCCUUGACUUGUGCAUGUUCCUCCCGAGAACACAGCUUCUGUGUUGUAGAUAAGCAAGUGUUGUAAAUAGUUCUUUUUUAAACAUUCGUCAAACAAGCGCAGUUGGUUCUGGCCAAGUUCUGUUCUGCUUUUAUCCGCUUCAGUUACUGUUGGGGAAAUGUACUUUGUUGAAAUGGGUCGAUCUGUUAAUGUUAAGCUGCCAUUAACAGACGCACUCUGCAAACAAAACAAGAUGGAUCAACAUGACGGGGAUUGUGUAUAAUAUAUUUAUAUUUUCAGUAGAAAUAUACUCGAGAUAACCAGACAUUUUAAAUAGAUAAGUGUCUUUGAACCAAACAUUAAUAGUGUCUGGCAUCACUGCGUUAUAUUUUGCCUCUGAUAGUCCUGAUUUGUUCUCAGAACAAAAUGUGAGAUCAUAUUGUGGUGACCAGUUUUACAGUUCACAGUAUUUUAAAGCAGCCUUGGGAGAAAAUUGUAAUAUUUUUUAAAACAUACAGUAGUUUCCCACACUUUUCAGCUUUUAACGAACAUAACAGUGGAAGAAACUCAUGACCCACACUAGCAAGUAUUUCUACAGGCGACCAGUAACAGCAACAACAAUUGUGCUUUAUUUAUGUCGACGGAUUAGAUGGAAAAAACCUGAGAAGGAAGGUUUUUCUGUUGCUUAUUCAUUUCAAGGUGAAAGUCAAAAUGACAAAUGGAGUUUAAACAAAAAGGAAAACUGUUGAAAAAGCAUAGGAACAAUGAAGACAAAAUGUUAAGAAUAAAAUGUCUGUGGAAAGAAGUAAAACACCUCAUAACAGUAUUAUUUACAUCAAGAUUUAAUAACAAAUAAAUUAUUUCUCUUUUAGUAAGUAAACACCAUGUUUACACAUGCUGGUUAGUUGGCAUGGAGGUUAUCCUGAUGCAACCCAAACCUGCCAACAUUGAAAAACUAUGCAGACUUAUGGUUCCACAGAACCUAAGAGGGAAAGAACAGGUGCUGCUAAUUAAAGCACUCGACUAAUUAACAUCAGCAGUAAAUGCAUCUCUAUAAAAGCAGGAGUGUUUUAAAGAUUUAUCCCAAGUGGAAAACAUUUCAGACAGUUGCCAAUUUUCCCAGAAGUCGACAUCUGAGGAGAUUCAGGACAAGGUCAGAGUUUAACGCUCAGAGAAAUGACCCAAACCCCAAGAGCUCUAUCUCAGACCCUGCUGGCCUCAGUUAGCUUGGCUGAUGUUAAAUACUGAUACAGGACAUUUAGAAAAAGACAGAACAAGUAGGACUUGUUUUAAAAGGUUGAAGAAUAAAGAUUUCUUCCUGAAAGAAUAUGACAGCAUGACUGAGGUUUAAGAAACUGCUAAUUAAUGACAAACAAGACCUCUGGACCAAUGGCCUCUGGGUAGAUAAGACUAAAGUAGAAAGGUUUGCUCAGAAUGCAGAGUAUCAUGUUUGGAGGAAACCAAACAGCAUAUCAGCGCAAACACACCAACUGUCGAGCAUAGUGGAGGAGGGCUGAUGGUUUGUUGCCACAUAAUGUGAUCACCUUGCAGUCAUUAACGUGACCAUGGACUUCUCUUUAUAUGGCAGUAUUUUAGAGUCAGAUCUUUCUAGCAACUGAACCUGAGCUGAAAUCAAGUCAUCCAACCAACAGAGCAAGGUUGUAAAAAAGGUGCUAAAAGUAAUCCACAACAGUGUGAAUGGCUGAUAAAGUCAGGCAGGAAUUGACUAUUUCAGGUCAUUGUUGCUAAUGAUACUUUUACAAACUACUCAUCAAAAUUCUUACAGCUCAAAAUGUGCUUGGUUUUUUCACUUUCAAGCUUCAUCUUUGCCUGAUUAAAAGGACACUGUGGAAUUUUAUGUGUGUUCUUGUAGUCCUAAGGUUAGAUUUAAAGCUGCUAACUACUUUUCUGUCAAAUCAAACACACUUCAGAUAAAGUUUGUAACUUAAAACAAGCACAUUAUGAUCAGUUGUUCUAUUUGUUCUUGCUGUUUUAUUGUAAAAUACAAAAAUCUACCCUCCCUAAAACAAGCUACCAUGUGCACAUGUUUCUAGUGACAUCACAUAGGGCAUAGGAUUUGAGUUAUUUCAGUAUGCCCAUUUGUGUUCUUCCUGUUAUUUUCCCUCUUCAUUCACAUUUUAAUCAGAUUCCUCUAGCAGCAAGACACCUGAGUUUUUAAUUGUGUGCCUGUUGAGAGGUCAUUGCCCCAUUUACACGCAAACAGAAUUAGCCAUUUUUCUUCCAUUAGCAUACAUUUUAUGUCCAAAGAUGUCCAAAACACUGUUUUUUGGACAUCUUUACUUCAUUACUCAGCUGUGUUUCUAUUGUCAGUGUUGUUAAAUACUUUUAGAACCGGGAAAAGAACAAAUCAUUUUUCUUAUUUUCUGAAUGAAAAUGGUGUGCUUUCUUCACUGGUAUAAUUUGAAAUGAGGCAGUGUUGUUCUCCCAGUGUGUAACUUUCCACCAGCAGUGAUUUCCCCAGCUCUGCAUUAUGAACGUAAUGAGAGAGAAAGCUGGACAGCUAAGCUGAAGAUCAAGCAUGCAGAGCUUCACUACAAGCUCAUGUAAACAUCUGAAGAAGCGAGAGUGCCCAGCACAGAGAUAUAGGCUGUCACGUCACACAUGAGUUACCCGAACAGGGUUCUCUCAUCUCCAACCAGACAGCCGGACCGGUGCUUGUUUCCUGCAUAAAGAACACAGUGAACAAACCUUACUGUAUUCACCUUGAGACAGAGCUGAGGGGUGCUUGUUUGGCUGGAGUUGAAUCUGAUCUGACUUCUUUCAUGUAAAUGAGAUUAGGAAAAAAAAAAAGGCAAAAAGAUAGUUUGAUAAGGGAAUUACAGAAGAUAGUGUAAAAACAUACUGUUCUUUCUUUGUCAAGAGUUU